Lasiosphaeria miniovina is the source of this 774-nucleotide messenger RNA. RefSeq lists its product as uncharacterized. The transcript has a single exon. Lineage: Eukaryota; Fungi; Ascomycota; Sordariomycetes; Sordariales; Lasiosphaeriaceae. The record is from RefSeq and is a predicted model, not a curated record. The annotation marks the transcript as partial.
GUGGUGUGUGAGGGUGGAAGGGGGGGGGACAGAGAAAGGAGAAAAAGGCGCGAGAUCAUGUUACUGCUGUUCUUCCCGCCCCCACCUCUGAGCCCCGAGGAUGCUACAUCAGCUAGACAGAUGGACAGACAGGCAGUUGGCCAGGACAGGUCAGUUGGCAAGGCUAUCUAUCUGUCUGUCUCUGUUUCUCCCAGCAUGAGAGACGGGAUAUUAUUGUUCUGUUAUAUUCAUACAUGCCCCGGAUCAAAUCUCUGUCUGGUUGCCUCUCUCUGUCUCGUCUACCAGGUAAGGUGAGGUAUAUAAGGUAUUUACUUGGUAAGGUGCGUAGGAAAGUGCUCGGGUAUAGAUGGGGAACAACUGCUCCGACUGUUCUGGAAACGGCCCUGGACGCCUGCCUGCCUGCCUGCCUGCCUGCCUGCCUGUAUGUAUGUACAAAGAGUUCACGAGACAAGCGAACGUAGUGUUCUUGACAUUUUCAUUAAACCCCAUCCGCGUGGACAGUCUUGGAUCAGUAGGGCAGAGAAACGCAACUGCCGGCCCUCGUCUCGUUCAGCUGGGAGCCUUGGUAGGUCUCCGAGGUAGCCGAACGCAACCUCCCCCCCCUCCCUUCCCUCGGGCCUGUCAGCAAGCAGGAAAUCCGGGGAAGAUUUAAUAAUUGUCUUUUUUGUGAGAGGUCGGUUUUCGGGGGGGCGGGGGCACUUGCCCCAGUGCAGCUGCAGCUAGUCUUCUGUUCGGUUCGUUGGCGUGAGAGAAAGUGUGUGUGGGAACCCCAAC